UGCACACAGUGGGAGGUCUUUCCUGUUGUUGGCGCAGUGCGUAGCAGCCAAUCAGCGUCCGUGUUAACAUCGCAGCCCGGAAAAAGGAAGCUGAAGCCGAAAAGAGCGCCUUGGUUCAAAGUGAAGACGUUACCUGAAGUGUCCUACCCAUCACUGUGAUCAUGAGUUUCUCCCCUGGUCCGUCCGCUCCCCUCGGGUGCACCACUAUCCAGGAGCAGAGGGACCGCUGGAAGAGAAAAUGCAGCCGAAUAUCCAAAGAGUUGGUCCAGACAGAACAGCGCUACUGCCGGCAGCUGGAGCUGGUCACCACUUACUUUGUGGAGAUCUUGAAGGCCAAAGGAACUCUGAGGGAGGACAUUAGAGAAAGCAUCUUUAGUUCAAUUAAAGCCAUUCAUUCAGUAAACCAGUCUCUGCUGGUCCAUUUGGAAAAUGGCUACCUUGGCCGGGGCUUCGACCAGUUCUGCCCACAUCUGCACUACUACAACACAUAUGUGGACAACAUCUAUAAUGCCAGCAAAGUGCUCGGGAUCCAUCUGAAGAAAAACAAAGCCUUCAGGCGUUUUAAGAAACUACAGGAAGCCCGACCAGAGUUCAACAACCAAAAGCUUGAGGACUUGCUUCAACUCCCCAUUCAACGGAUUGAUCAGUAUAAACAUUUCCUACAGGACCUGACUGCCAACACAAGUCCAGACAACCCAGAGUUUCAGCAGAUCUCAAAUGCGGUGACUGCGAUUUGUGAGGUGUCCCAGCGUAUCCAGAACAAUACCCGGUGCCACGAGAACCACCUGCAGCUUUGCCGGGUGCAGAAACUGCUGAAAGGGCGAAAGACAAAGGUGUUGGCUGCAGGGAGGUGGUACAUCCGUGAGGGCUGGCUGAAGAUGGUUCCUCCUAAAGGUGCAGACGCUAAGCCAAAGAUGUUCUUCCUGUUCUCUGACAUGCUGCUGCAGGCCAAGCGCUGCAGCCCACUGCGAACCACCAGCGGAGACAAGUUUACUGGCCAGCACGCCUACCCCCUGCAGGACUGCACGGUGGAGAAGGUGUUUGGCCACACCAGGAGCCAGGGAGGCCUGCUCAGCUUAACCUUCCCCAAAGCCAAACUCCUGCUGAUGUCCAGCAACCAGGAGGAUCUCAAUGACUGGUACCAAAGUCUGAGCUCAGCUAUCAGGAAGCUGCAGCCUAAGACAGAAGUCCGUCAAAGAGAUGAGUUGUGCCGCAGACCACUCCAUUCAACCGCCAACACACACAGCAGCAGCAACCCCAGCAAGAAGAGAAACAUGAUGAGCAUUGAGACAAGCGAGCAUGCUCAGAAGCCUCCAGUUGAGUGGGAGGGCAGUCCCCCAAAGAAGAUGAAGAAGUCUGACGCUCCAGAGCAGAGCAGUGCCGAGGCGUCCACAUCCAGCUGUGUGAUCCUCUGAUGGAUGACUUCUUCUUCUUCAGACUGUGAAUGGAAUUCAGUCUGAUGAUAGUGGAGCGUGCAGGUCCGUCUGAGAGUUUCUCUUCAGAUUGACUUUUGUGUUCCAGUUCUGCCAAACGUGACACACACACACGCAGCUGUAUGCCUGUGCAGUGACUUAUUUUUACGACUUAUUUUUUACUAUGCUUUCUAACAUGUCAACAUGUGAGGUCAGGAGAGGUUAGGAUUAUGACUAACAGCAGCUUCAGCUUCUGCUCAUCCUGUGCAAUAUAACCUAUCUUGAUCUGCUGCUUUAAAAACCAAAUAUGUGAUUAAUGUUUAACUGUGAGCAGGGCGCUGCUGCGGAGGUUCAUCUACACUCUGCACGAGUCAGUUCAGGGGCUCUUUUUCAGCCAGUCCGCUUUUUACACUGCAGUUACAGGCAGACUUUAGAAAAGAAGAGAAAGGAAGAAAUUAAAAAGAACUUUUUGGAUAGGCAGUUAAAUAAAGACACGGCAUAAUAUUCACGGCUGCUGCUUAGUACAGGUGGCCCCACAGGGCUUGGACUAGGUCCCAUUUUUAAAAAGUAAAUGUGUGACACUUUAUACAGUUAAAGCUUUUCCAUUUUCCAGUUGGUUCUGUCCAAUCAGCUCAGUGACUCGUCUUCACCUACAUUCACUUUUCACAUACUGAAGCAAACCGAACGCUUUGUUUCCUUCACUUUCAUUUUAGUUUUCUUAGAGUUCACUUCAUCAUAGAAAUGUACUUUAUAUCCAAAAGGAUUUUUUUUCCCCCCAUGACACUUUUUCAUCAUUAUAUUCAUUUCAUGAAUAUUGCAUUGUCGUGGCAGUUGUUUUACACCAGUGCGCCCUUACCUCUGAGCCAAUACAACACAGCCAAUCACCAUCUGGGUUUAUCCAACUAUUUUCUGUUGCUGUCGUUUGUCCCACAUGACCUGAACGCAUCAGUGCUGCUGCUCUUUUCUCAAAAUAAUCAAAGGAAAUGAUUUUAACCUUCCUUGGAUUACCAGAUAUACAGUAGUUAUCUUACUUGUGAGAAACACUGGGGAAUAACUAUUCUUAUAAUAUUAAUUGAAUGAGUGCAUCAGCUGCACUGGAUUCUACAAAUGACACAAGUCUCUGUGUAGAUUUCUGUGCAGUAUCUGCAUCCAGGAAAGAAACCCUGGUUAACAGAUAUAAUGUUCUACAUGCUGACUGUCUGGUUAUCAUGUCCUUUAUCCUUUACUAUAUAUUUUAUUUACAAACCAACAAAUAUUUGCUUCAUCUGCAUUAUACUUUAUAUAUUUUAUUUUAAUGUGUAUUUUACAGAUUUGUUUUCCUAUUCCUAUUUUUCCUAUUACAUCUGUUUGCUAAAUCCCAAGCUGUUACACUGGUUAGAAAUCAUGAUUGGAGAUGGAAAUAAUGGAAAUGUCCCAAUAAAACAUGUGUGUGUGUGUGUUUUUUCAGCA
This is a messenger RNA of Micropterus dolomieu (smallmouth bass), 2861 nucleotides long. It is a transcript of the gene arhgef39, whose product is annotated as Rho guanine nucleotide exchange factor (GEF) 39. Gene Ontology annotation, molecular function: guanyl-nucleotide exchange factor activity. The record is from RefSeq and is a predicted model, not a curated record. Gene Ontology annotation, cellular component: plasma membrane. Gene Ontology annotation, biological process: positive regulation of cell migration. NCBI's taxonomy places the organism in Eukaryota, Metazoa, Chordata, Actinopteri, Centrarchiformes, Centrarchidae. The transcript is spliced from 12 exons. Bases 162 to 1415 code for a protein of 417 amino acids.